UACACUCCACAGGAAACGGAUCCUUAUCUGUGAAUGCAGUCUACACGCUUUCUAAGAAACAUGUGCACAUUCGUGAAGACAACACCAUGGAUAAACACAAAAUGAGACUAAGAAGAAUAGCUAUCAUAAGUGGGUCGAUUCUGGUUGCCACGGCAAUGGUUUUCUAUUUAACCAUCGGAGAAAUACCAGCCAGCAUGCUCAUCAGAAAUGUCAACGCGUGGCAAGUUAAAGACACGGCUUCGCCUCCAACAAGCCAGAUAAGAGAAGGCCCCAAACCAACCCCGGGGAAGCCAAAACUGCUGCUGAUUGUAGCCUACCUUCGCAGUGGUUCCACCUUCACAUCGAGUUUGUUUUCCCAGCAACCAGACUCAUUCUAUGUAUUCGAGCCUCUACAUAUGGUUGUCAAAACAGUCAAAAAGCACAUGGCUCUGCGAUAUGUCAAUGGCACGGUCAGACAUUUCCCAAAGGGUAUUUCAGAUAAUCCCCAGUCUCUGUUCAGAGAAUGUAUGGACCCCUGGCUUCGUUGUGCAUUUCGGAAAGUUGACACCGCUAGUCUUUUGGACAAAAUCCAUGCAUUCUUCUCGAAAUCCAUGAAACCCUUUCUAUUGUGUCUUAAACAUAUCAAAUUCUUUAAGCCUCUGACGCGAUACUCAAUCAAUCACUGCAUCCGCGAAACGGAAAUGAAGUGCACUUCAGCUAAUUUGAGGGUUAUAAAAACAAUACGUCUUUCCAUGGAAAUGGCUCACUCAUUGAUGACAGAAAAUGAGAAUAUGAAAAUCGUACACCUUGUUCGGGACCCCAGAGCAAUGUUUUUGUCGCAGAGUAAUUACAAGCUUAUUAAAGACAAUAACAAAACCAGUCAAUUUGAAAGGUUGUGCUCACGCAUGCGCGAUGACAUUUAUUUCACGCGCCAACUUUUAGAGGCCGGAAAUAAAAAUGUGAAGUUUGUUCGUUACGAGGAUAUUGCUUUUAAUCCAAUAGAAAUGACAAAAGAGCUGUACACAUUUUUAGGUGAACCACUUACCAAAGAGGUGCUAAAAUAUGUGGCUCAAAGUACUUCUCUCAACCUGAAAGACGGUUGUCCGUUUUGCACACGGCGCGGAAAUUCUACACUAACAGCAAGCAAAUGGAGAUUUAGAAUUCAGCCAUCUUUUCUGAAAUUUGUGGACCAACAUUGUAAGGACCUUUUACAACCCCUGGGAUACAAUUUUACAGAGGACAUCAAUUAUUUAAGAAACACUUCAUUACCAAUUUUUCAAAAGCGUAUUCCUUUAUUGGAACACAUAUAAACCUUAGGCUAUUGACAGCACCAAAAUGUGAUUACUGAAACAUUCCACAGCAAACCUGAUUUUUCGGAAUAUUAGAUUUGUCGUGUAUGUAGAUUAUUAUCUGACAAUGAAUCCCUAGACUAACGAACCAAUUAUUAAUGAGCUUCGUCCAGGCCAAUGGCCUGAAUUUGCGAUGAUUUGUAUUUUUCGUCAGUGUAUAAGUAUGUAUGUUA
Messenger RNA from Mya arenaria, 1501 nucleotides. RefSeq names its product carbohydrate sulfotransferase 1-like. The record is from RefSeq and is a predicted model, not a curated record. Gene Ontology annotation, biological process: N-acetylglucosamine metabolic process; sulfur compound metabolic process. Gene Ontology annotation, molecular function: N-acetylglucosamine 6-O-sulfotransferase activity. The transcript is spliced from 5 exons. The coding region runs from base 87 to 1289 and encodes 400 amino acids. NCBI's taxonomy places the organism in Eukaryota, Metazoa, Mollusca, Bivalvia, Myida, Myidae.